AUGCAUAUGAGAAACGCUUUUCACCAGAUCUUCGAUUUUCUUCUAAACACAGAGAAUGUGGAGAAGAAGAAGCGAACCGAAAGAGACAUUGAUUUCCGUGAUCUUCUUGAAGAAUCACUUGAGCACAUAAGCAGUGCCUCCGAAGACGAAGACAACGUAGCUCACAGACACAUAGCGAAGGCCAUCAUCCACAGCUGUUUCUGGGAGGAGUCCCUUAAAUCCUACGGAACUCCAGGAGACUUGACCCCGCCCGAGAAACAAAAGAAUGGCAACUUGAGACUCCUUGUCAAGCACCUGCCCGAUGAGGCAAAGAUGGCACUGGACAAAUGUAUGGCAAAAGAUGGCAGCAUGGAGGGGGCUCACCAGCGGGGGUACAUCGUGCGGUACUUGGACCAAGAAUACUUUGUCGGAGUCAACCCCAAGAAAGCCAAGGGCACCUACACUCUAAGCCGCUCAGGGGAACAGCUGACGAAGGGCGUGCGUGUGGGGGGGGUGAGUCGAGCGUGGCGGGAGGACCACGUGGUAGCCUGGAUGACUCGCUACGAGCGCCACGGACUCCUUCAGCAUCCUCUAGUGACACGCUGGCUCGACUACAAGUGGCAGUCCUACGUUAGCUAUGGUCUCUACGCCUGUAUCGUCCUCGCGUCGGUCCUGGCCUUGCUGCUCACUGUGUUCACUGCUAUUUCGUGGGAUUGGAGCUACUUGAAGCAAGAAUACAACUACACACAAGACAUGGUCUGUGCUUUCGAAUCAGAGAAAAUAGUUGGACCGGAAGUAGAGACUUUGCUGAGGCGAAAGGGCCAUUCUCCUCUCGUCCUCAGUUACAUCAUCGUUGCUUUACUCGCUCUUUGGGCGGUGCAUGAUUUGUAUAGUUUUGCAAUGCUGAGGAAGAAAUAUUUCACCAAAGAGAACGUUGCCUUCCUUGCAUGUGCAAUUGCAAGUGUGGUUUUCGUUAUGAAUUUCAGUCAUUGUUCGACGGAGAUGCACCAGGCAGCGGAGGCGGGCGACGAAAUCCGUCUGCGUCGCCUUCUUGAGGAAAUGCAAAAAGACAUCAGCAAACAAGACGAAAAUGGUCUCACGCCCCUCCAUCUGGCCGCUAAGAAGACACGCCUUCGGUGCUGUCAGAUCCUCCUUGACGUCAGCCACAAGGAAAUCAAUGUAAAGGACAGAUCAGGCAACACGCCCCUGUUACUCUGCAUCUCAAAUAAGCCGGGGUCGUUCGAAACGGCUAAAUUGCUCAUUUCGGAGGGCGCUAACGUCAAUUCUUCGAACAAAGCAAAAUUAACCGCUCUACAUACUGCGGCCGAACGUGGAAACCUGGAAGUUCUUCAUCUUCUCCUGCUGCAGAAGGACAUCGCGCUGAAUUCGGAAGAUUCAGAAAGGCACACACCCCUCCACCUGGCGUCCAAGGCGGGCCACUGGAAAAUCUGCCAAGCCCUUCUGCUGGCCGGUGCGGACGUGGCAGCUUGCAAUGUCCGCGGUCUGACGCCCCUGCACAUCGCCGCAAAAAUGGGUUUCUCCGAGUGCGGUAAACAUCUGCUUUCAGCGGAAGGUGUCAACAGCCCCGACGCGCAGGGUAAUACUGCCCUGCACUUGCUCUGUGCUUCAGGGAAGAACAGUCCCGAGUGCGCCAGGGUUCUGUUCGAGGGCGGGGCCAGUGCUGACUCGGAGAACAAGAAAGGAGAAACGCCGUUCCAUGUGGCGCAAUUUUCGCGCUUUGACGUAAAAAAGACUUUCCAGCACCAAGAGGUAGAUCUGUUCCUCCGAGACGCCAGUGGGAGCACAGCCUUGCACUACGCAGCGGACAGGCGGGAGUCGAAACACGUUGAACUCAUCCUGCUGAUGGCCCGGGAGAGGAGUCUGGACGUGGUGCGACUGGUUAAUGUGAGGAACGAAGCUGGGAUGACGGCUCUUCAUGUAGCCAUCGCGCGAGGAGAGAGGGAUAGCUGCAGGGCGCUCUUAAAGGCCGGGGCAGAUGCCACGAUAUCCUGUGAAUCCUUAGGCCCUCCGAUCAGCAUGGCAUCUCAGAGGGGACUGCAAGACAUGUGAUAUCCUUACAGAAAAAUGAGUAAAACACAUUAAGAUGUGCAGAUAUAAAUAAUUGUUUUUGUAACAUUACUGAAUUCCAUAAAAUAUUUCAGUGUUUCAGUUUUGAUGAGUAGUUUUGAUUAAAACUGAAUAUUAAA
Messenger RNA from Penaeus monodon (black tiger shrimp), 2186 nucleotides. Its product is annotated as serine/threonine-protein phosphatase 6 regulatory ankyrin repeat subunit A-like. Lineage: Eukaryota; Metazoa; Arthropoda; Malacostraca; Decapoda; Penaeidae. Gene Ontology annotation, molecular function: protein binding. The record is from RefSeq and is a predicted model, not a curated record.